AAUUUGCCUAAAAUUUUAGCUUGGAUCUUCUUAUCCAGGUAUUCGCUUUGACACCUAAUCUCACAAAUGGCUGCUGCUGCUUUCACGACUCUCUGCUUUCUCUCUCAAAACCCCGCCAAAACCCUGCAUUUUUCACUCCCAAAGCUCCCACUCACCAUUCCCAAACCCAGUGUCCAUUCCAUCACGAAUUUCUCUCCCUCAUUUCCUCGCUUCCUAUCGAGCAAGGUGGUCCCUCGCCACAGUUCUAAUCACAUCUCCUGCAACAGCGCCUCUACUUUUCCCGUCAGCACCAAGAACUACGAGUUUUCUGAUGCUUCUUCUGAGGUCGAACUGAGAUUACAACUUGGGGCCUAUGACAUUCAAAGUCCCAGAGAUAUAUUUGUGGAUGCAAAUGGUACCUCUUUGACGAUUAGAGUACAGCACCAUGGCUCUCCUGUCACACUUAUAGAAACUAAUCAACUAUUUGAAAAUAUAAAGCCUGCAGAAACAAUAUGGUACAUUGAUGAAGAUCAACUGGUUAUAAACUUGAAGAAGCAAGAUCCGGAUUUGAAGUGGCCUGACAUUGUGGAGUCCUGGGAGUCCUUGACUGUGGGUUCAAUGCAACUUCUGCAAGGAACGUCAAUCUACAUCAUUGGGGAUUCAACUGAAAUUAACCAGAAAGUGGCUCAAGAACUCGCAGUUGGUCUUGGGUACACACCACUUAGUACAAAAGAGUUGCUGGAAACAUAUUCCAAGCAAAGCAUUGAUUCAUGGGUGCUCACUGAGGGCUCUGACUCUGUAGCAGAAGCAGAAAGUUCUAUAUUGGAGAGUUUAAGUAGUCAUGUUCGAGCUGUAGUUGCAACGUUAGGAGGGCAGCAGGGAGCUGCUAGAAGGGCUGAUAAAUGGCAGCAUCUUUAUGCUGGAUUUACUGUGUGGCUGUCCACCACGGAAGCAACUGAUGAAGAUUCAGCAAAGGAGGAGGCAAGGAGACAAUUUCUAGAUGCACUAGCUUACUCAAAGGCGGAAGUGGUUGUCAAACUUCAGGGUUGGGACGCUGACCUUACCAAAAGUGUGGCCCAGGCAUCCUUGAGUGCGCUUAAACAGUUGGUUCUCUCUGACAAAAAACUUCCAGGGAAGAAGAGCCUCUAUAUAAGGCUGGGAUGUCGUGGUGAUUGGCCAAACAUCAAGCCUCCUGGUUGGGAUCCAUCAGCUGGGGAUGAUCUCCCUCAACGUGCACUAUAAUGUGGAAAGUCCACAUUGCAGGUAUAAACGACGGUUGAAAUUUUGUUUCUCCAAUUUUUUUCUGUUAUCAAGCCCUGUAAUAUUAUAACCUUAUGCUGAUUUUCCACAAGUAACGAGAACAUUGUUGUUAAUAUUCUCUAUAUAUAUUUUUAUUUUUAA
Messenger RNA from Carya illinoinensis, 1380 nucleotides. Its product is annotated as probable inactive shikimate kinase like 2, chloroplastic. Lineage: Eukaryota; Viridiplantae; Streptophyta; Magnoliopsida; Fagales; Juglandaceae. The record is from RefSeq and is a predicted model, not a curated record. The transcript is spliced from 8 exons. The coding region runs from base 67 to 1221 and encodes 384 amino acids.